Messenger RNA from Miscanthus lutarioriparius, 636 nucleotides. The record is from the annotation of a GenBank genome assembly. NCBI's taxonomy places the organism in Eukaryota, Viridiplantae, Streptophyta, Magnoliopsida, Poales, Poaceae.
AUGGCUGGGCGCCGCAUGGCUGCGGCGGGGCUGCCCGACCCCCUCCCGGCUCGCGCCGCUGCGCUGGCGCUUGGGGCCUCGGCCGCCGCCCAUCCCCGCCCCAUUGUGGUUCAAAAUGUGAAGCUCAUCCGUGACAAGAAUUCAGGACAGCUUCAGGGCUAUGGUUUUGUUGAAUUUACAAGCCGUGCAGCUGCAGAGCGAGUUCUUCAGACAUACAAUGGACAGAUGAUGCCAAAUGUUGAGUUGACAUUUCGGCUGAACUGGGCCAGUGCUGGUGAAAAGCGUAAUGAUACUCCUGACUAUACUAUUUUCGUUGGGGAUUUGGCUGCAGAUGUUACAGAUUACUUGUUACAAGAGACAUUCAGGGUUCAUUAUCCCUCGGUGAAGGGUGCAAAAGUUGUGACUGAUAAAUUGACAAUGCGCACAAAGGGAUAUGGGUUUGUGAAAUUUGGUGAUCCUACAGAGCAAGCUCGUGCAAUGACUGAAAUGAAUGGAAUGCCUUGUUCUUCCAGGCCUAUGCGUAUUGGUCCUGCAGCAAGUAGGAAAAAUACAGGAGGUGUUGUUCAAGAGAGAGGUAAGCAUGGCCAGUCUCAUGUCCUUGUGAUUCUUGUUAGCUUCUACAUGUUUGCUGAUUGA